UUUAUUAGUGUUUACAUCAGUUUUAUAUUGAAACUAUAGUGAAUAAGACCUGUUUGUAGUGAUGUUCGUUAGUCACAAGUGGUUAGUGCUGUGGUCUCUUUGGGCGGCCCGAUUUGUGCGACAACCGACACCAAUUCGUCAGUUGCAGGACGGAUCGCUUCUUCGAGGACAAUACUCCCCGGAUGGCACACAUCAACGGUAUUUCGGCAUACCUUACGCCAGUUCUGAAUUCAAGUACAGAUUUAAGGCUCCCGGUCCCGUACCAAAAUGGGAGGGUGUCUUCGAAGCUACUCGAGAGAAUAUAAGAUGUCCACAAGUGUACAAUAAUUACCUAUCGCUAGUGGUAGGACCAGAAGACUGUCUUGUUCUGAACGUGUAUACCCCAAACGACGCAUGGGAUGGCGUCCCCCUACCCGUUAUGGUAUUCGUACAUGGUGGGGGCUUCAAGGAAGGAUCGGGGUCAGCUCUACUUUACGGCCCCGACUACUUAGUCGCUAAAGGCGUAGUCCUCGUCACAAUUAACUACAGAUUAGCCAUCGGCGGCUUCGCAUGUCUCGGUAUCAAGGAAGCGCCAGGAAAUGCAGGAUUAAAGGACCAAGUAGCUGCACUUAAAUGGGUCCAAAAAAAUAUUCGAGCCUUCGGUGGAAACCCUGAUGAUGUCACGUUGUUUGGUGAAAGUGCGGGCGGUGCUUCGGUUUCUUACCAUCUGCUAUCACCAAUGUCUAAAGGACUGUUCCAUAGAGCUAUCAUACAAAGCGGGUCGUCUCUGGGAACGUGGACUAGACAGAGAUCCCCGUUAAAACUCGCCAGUGCUGUAGCAAAAGUUUUAGGACACAAUACUGAAGAGCCACACGAAUUAUAUAGAAUUUUUAAGAACACAGCUAUAAAUGAUUUAAUUGCUGCAGAUAUACCGAGGACUAAAGGACGGCUGAUGUUUGCACAUCUACCAUUCGUGCCGUGCGUAGAGAAGCCGCUAGAUGGCGUUGAACCAUUCAUAACAGAUACUCCUUAUAAUAUUUUAAGUAAAGGAAAAUUCAACAAAGUGCCUGUUAUUAUAGGUUCUAACAGCGAAGAAGGAUACAUGUUCGCUGUAAAAGAGACUGAUGAGACUUUGAAAAACAUUGACUUCGAAGUCACAUUAGAAUUAUUUGACUUAAAAUUCCCAUCUGAUGCUGUACGGAAAAAAGAGGCUGAAACUCUCAAGAAACUCCAUAUGGGUGAUGACGAAAUAUCCUGGGAAACGUUAGGAAAAUUGUCGAAAUUACAUGGAGAGCCGUAUUUUAAUAUACCGGGGCAUAUUGAGACAGGACUUAUAUUAAAGAGUAGUGACAAACCGGUAUACAAUUACCUAUUUAAGUAUGAUGGUCGGAGAAAUAUUCCAAAGAAAAUAAUGGCUGGACGGAAAUUUUCGAAAGCCCCUGGAGCUACUCAUGCUGACGAGUUGUUCUAUCUCUUUAGCUUGUUCCCAUUUUUGAAAAUGUUCGAAGACAAAAUGAUUGAGACUAUGACAACGUUGUGGACUAAUUUUGCUAAAUAUGGGACGCCUACUCCACAAGGCAGCGAGUUCAAGUGGCCUCCCACAUCCUUGACCUCACCAACUAGAUUGGAGAUUAAUGAGCCCCUAGCCAUCGCUCCAGCAACACUGUGGACGCCCACGUUACAAUACUGGGAAUAUUUGUAUGAUAAAUAUCGGGCAAAGGAUCUGUGAAUUUUGUUGUACUGAGGAUUUCAAUAACCGAUCCAUGUAUGUGUUGGGUUUUUCGAUUAGAGAUUGAAAUUUUCAUAUGAAGCUUAUGUCAAAAUUCAAUCUCAAACAGUGGAUAGAUGGUGAUUCAUCUAGUUUUUUUUGUGUGUUUAUUUUAUUUGAUAGUGUGUGUUCUGUAUGUGGCUGUGUGUUAUUUAAUAAUAAAAAAAUUCUUAUUUA
Molecule: messenger RNA, 1924 nt
Organism: Helicoverpa zea (corn earworm)
Lineage: Eukaryota; Metazoa; Arthropoda; Insecta; Lepidoptera; Noctuidae
Product: esterase FE4-like
Exons: 3
Coding region: 62-1708 (548 amino acids)
Molecular function (GO): hydrolase activity
Source: RefSeq, a predicted model, not a curated record